GGACGCGACGAGGAGACGAGAGAGGAAAGGAGGAACAGGAAGCGCUGGGAUUUCCUCUGGACGUGAGGCGUGUGCUCGCUGACACUCGGGCGCAGAGUCACAGAGAGACGAGCCGCUGCUCUGUGAGGUCUCUCCUCGGGGGGGAAAAGGGCUUUUAUUUUGUAGAUCUAGCGAGAAAAAACAGAUGUUUUUUUGAGGCGACAUUCUUUUAGCGAAUCCGUAUAUCUGUAUCCCCCUCAGUGGAAGCCCAGCUGCGGAUCAGAACCUGCUCUUCUCUAUUCCCUCCGGCCUCCGGUUGGUCCGUUUCGGCCCGUCAUCGUUAGCCGAGGGGGAGGGAACAUGUAAGCGACCUCCCCCCACCCCCCCCCACCGCAUCCCUCUCACCUGCUGAUCUCUUGUCACCUGUCGGUAAAAUCAGAAGCGAGCACUGAGCGGCGCGGGAGGCUCUGCCCGAGGGGUCGGCCAUGUUGCGUUGCGUUCUCCAGCGGGCCAACAACCUGAGGCACUCGGACCCUCUGGUCAGCGUCACGUUCAGAGGGUCCAAGAAAAAGACAAAGAUCAUCAAGAACAACCCCAACCCCGUUUGGAACGAGGGUUUCGAAUGGGACCUGAAGGGGAUCCCGCUGGACUCGUGCGCGGAGGUGCACUGCGUCGUCAAAGACCACGAGAAGAUGGGGAGGAACAGGUUUCUGGGGGAAACUCGUCUGGGUCUCAGAGACGUUCUCAACUCUCCCAACCUAGCCGCCACCUUCACCGUGUCCCUGCUGGACACCAAGAGGAACAUCACAGGGGCCACGCUGACCCUGCAGGUCUCCUACGUGCCCCCCCCGGGGUCGGCUCCAGUGUUUCAGCCCCCCUUCCAGCACGAGGCUCCGCCCCAUAACAACAACCCCAACGUGGAGAUGGACACGGUCACCAUGAUUUCUCUGGACACGCUGGGCGAGGAGGACACGGAGAGCAUGAUCAUGCUGGAGCCGCCGGAGGACCAGGGCGCCGACGACGGGCGCUCCAUGGUCAUCGUGGGGCCCCAGGGGCCCCCGGGCCGGGAGUCCCCCACGGCGCAGACGCCGAAGCGCUCGCCGCCGUCCUACAACACCCACGGCGGGCUGAGGAAGAGGAGGAGGGGCGCCAGCGGUCAGCCGAAACCGCUGGCCGACAAGCCGCAGGACUUGCAGGUCCGGGUGCGGGUCAUCGAGGGCCGGCAGUUGCCGGGCAUCAACAUCAAGCCCGUUGUCAAGGUAACGGUGGCCGGGCAGACCAGGAGGACCCGCAUCAGAAAGGGCAACAACCCCUUCUUUGACGAGACGUUCUUCCUCAACUUCUUCGAGACCCCAUCGGACUUGUUCGAUGAACCGAUCUUCAUCACUGUGUGUGACUCCCGCUCACUCAGAACGGACGCUGUGAUCGGUGAAUUCAAGUUGGAUGUGGGCACCGUCUACAAUGAGCACAGGCACUGCUUCUUGAGGAAAUGGCUGCUGCUCUGCGAACCCGACGACCUCUCCGCCGGGGUCAAAGGUUACCUGAAGGUCAGCCUGUUGGUCCUGGCCGCUGGAGACGAGCCGCCGGCCGAUAAGCGCGCGUGCGCCGAGGACAAAGAAGACAUAGAGGGAAACCUGCUGAGGCCGGCCGGUCUGUCUCUGAGGGGAGCCACCUUCAACCUGAGGGUCUUCAGAGCCGAAGACCUGCCACAGAUGGACGACGCCUUCGUGGACGGCAUGAGGCAGAUUCUCGGCUUCGACAGCAACAGGAAGAACCUGGUGGAUCCUCUGGUGGAGAUCCACUUUGCUGGAAAAACUGACCGCACUAAGACCAUGGAGAAGAACGCCAACCCGCAGUGGAACCAGAGCCUGGCCAUGCCGAUUAGGUUUCCCUCCAUGUGUGAGAAGAUGAGGAUCCGGAUCCUGGACUGGGACAGAGCGAGUCACAAUGACGUCAUCGGCACCACCCACCUCUGUAUGUCCAAGAUCUCCGCCCCCGGUGGGGAGAUAGAUGACGCCCUGACUCCACGGACCGUCCACUCCGGCAUUGACGACAGCCUGGGUUUCCUGCCGACGUUCGGCCCGUGUUUCGUGAACCUGUACGGCAGCGCCCGAGAGUUCACCGCCUUCAACGACCCCCACGAGGCGCUCAACCUCGGAAAAGGCGAGGGCGUCGCGUACCGAGGGCGGGUCCUGCUGGAGCUGACGACCAAACUGACGGACAAGCCCGAGCAGAAAACCGAAGACAUCCCGUCGGACGACCUGCUGGUGGUGGAGAAGUUCCUCAGGAAGCGGAAGUUCUCCGUCUUCGUGGCGUUUUAUUCGGCCACGCACCUCCAGGACGUCGACGACGCCGUCCAGUUUGAGGUCAGCGUCGGCAACUACGGCAACAAGUUCGACUACACCUGCCUGCCUCUGGCCUCCACCACCCAGUUCAGCAGGGCCGUGUUCGACGGCUGCCACUACUACUACCUCCCCUGGGGGAACGUUAAACCGGUGGUGGUUCUGUCUUCAGAGUGGGAGGACAUCCGGCCGAGGAUCGAGGCCCUCAACAUGCUGCUGGCGAUCAUAGAGAGGCUGGAGGCCCACCUGCAGCGGGUGCAGCUGGAGGUGAAGGCGGGGGGCGAGCUGGAGGAGGUGGAGCUCCGAGUGGUGGAGCUGUUGGAUCAGGUCAUCUCGGACUGCAGCGAAGAGCUGCCCUCCAUCGACCAGUGGCAGUGUGCGACCUCCCUGGACCGCUCGCUGAGGCACGUCCGCUCCCUCCACCUGCAGCAGAUCGUGGCGGCGGCGCAGGCCCUGAAGUACGGGGACGCCACCGAGCUGUCCACGGUGCUGGAGCAGGCCGAGGACUGGGCCGGCCGGCUGAGGACCAUCGCCGAGGAGCCUCAGAACAGCCUCCCGGACAUCGUGAUCUGGAUGCUGCAGGGCGACCGGCGGGUGGCGUACUACCGCAUCCCGGCGCACACCGUCAUCUUCUCCCAGCAGCACUGUGGGAAACACUGCGGACAGCUGCAGACCGUCUUCCUCAAGAACCCACAGAGCAGCGGCGGAGAGGCCAAACUCCCGGGUCAGCUGAGGGUCAAAGUCUGGUUCGGCCUGGCCGCCGACGUCAAACACUUCAACCAAUACGCCGAGGGGAAGCUGUCGGUCUUCGCCGAGACGUACGAGAACCAGACCCGACUCGCCCUGGUGGGCAGCUGGGGAACGACGGGUCUGACCUACCCGAAGUUCAGCGACCUCACCGGACGGGUCAAGCUGCCCAAAGAGAGCUUCAAACCCUCUCCGGGCUGGACCUGGACCGGCGACUGGUACAUCAGCCCCGAGAAGACGCUGCUGUAUGACGUGGACGCCGGUCACAUGACCUUCACCGAGGAAGUGUUUGAAAACCAGAUGAGGUUGCCGGGCGGGCAGUGGAUCGGCAUGCCGGAGGGGUACACGGACGUGAAUGGGGAGAAGGCGGUGCCAAAGGACGAGGUGGAGUGUCCUCCUGGAUGGGUUUGGGAGGAGGUGGAGUGGAGCGAAGAUCUCAACAGGGCCGUGGAUGAUCAAGGCUGGGAGUACGGCAUCCCCAUCCCUCCGGACCGCCGGCCCAAGUCCUGGGUGCCGGCAGAAAAGAUGUACCACACCAACCGGAGACGCAGGUGGAUACGAAUGAGACGGCGGGACCAGCAGAAGAUGGAGGCUCUCAGAAAGCAGCGUCCGGACGAGGCGGAGAAGGAGGGCUGGGAGUACGCCUCGCUGUUCGGCUGGAGGUUCCACCUGAAGCCGAGGAAGACGGACAGCUUCAGGAGGCGCAGGUGGAGGUACCGCAUGGAGCCGCUGGAGAAGACGGGGCCGGCCGCCAUCUUUGCCCUGGAGUGUUCUCUGAGCACCAUAGAGGACAGGAACGAAGACAAGUCCGUCACGACCACGUUCGGAGUCAACAGGCCGACCAUUUCCUGUUUCUUUGACCGCGGGACCCGCUACCACCUGCGCUGCUACCUGUACCAAGCCAGAGACCUGCUGGCCAUGGACAAAGACAGCUUCUCAGACCCCUACGCCAUCGUGUCCUUCCUCCACCAGUCCCAGAAAACGGUGACGGUGCGCAACACCUUGAACCCCACGUGGGACCAGACGCUCAUCUUCUACGAGGUGGAGAUCUUCGGCGACCUGGAGGCCACGAUGGCGGCUCCGCCCAACGUGGUGGUGGAGCUGUACGACCAGGACACAUACGGGGCGGAUGAGUUCAUGGGCCGCUGUGUGUGCCGGCCCUCCCCGACCUCCUCGCCCCAGCUGGCCUGGUUCCCCAUCCGCAGACAGGACAGGAGCGCCGGCGAGCUGCUGGCCGCCUUCCAGCUGAUACGCAGAGAAAAGCCGGCGGUUCAUCAUAUUCCAGGUCAGGAGGGAGACUUCCUGACCUCCAGCCACGUUCUGGACGAGCUGAUGUUUCCAGGGUUCCUCUCUGAAAGCCUGCAGCAAUGGCCGGAGGAGUCGGACCUCCCCCCCCCGCCCCCCCAGAGGGAACCGAACGUCUUCGUGGUCCCUCAGGGAAUCAAACCUGUGCUGCAGAGAACCGCCAUCGAGAUCUUGGCGUGGGGCGUCCGCAACCUGAAGAGCUUCCAGCUGGCCAGCGUGGCCUCGCCGAGCCUGCAGGUGGAGUGCGGCGGCGUCACGGUCCAGAGCUGCGUCAUCCGCAGCAUGAAGAAGAAGCCCAACUUUGACGUCAACACGCUCGUCCUUGAUGUGAGGCUUCCCCGCGAGGAGCUCUACAUGCCGCCCAUCGUCAUCAGGGUCAUCGACAACCGCCAGUUCGGCAGGAAGCCCGUGGUCGGCCAGUGCACCAUCCGCUCGCUGGAGGAGUACCGGUGCACCCCGGGGGGGGCGGAGCAGGGGGGGCAGGAGGAGGAGGAGGAGGAGCAGCAGUGGAGACGUGAGACGCCCCAGUCAGUCGGCGGGGAGGUUUUCAUCGACAUCGACGACGAGGAGCCGCUCGUUCCCGACCAGGAAGAGGAGUUCAUGGACUGGUGGAGCAAGUUCUACGCCUCGACCGGAGAGAAGAAGAAGUACGGGACGUACCUGGAGAGAGGCUUCGACACGCUGCAGGUGAGAGGCCGAGAAAAAAAAAAGACUUUGAAACAAAGUGUAAAAGGUGUUAAAGUUACAAGAAGAACGCACGCUCCCUGUAAUGGAGACCUGUCAAUCAGAUGUCCCUGGACGUUUUUUUUCUGGGGGGGGACGCCACCGCGACGGCAAAUACCCGAGAUCAGACCCUUUCUGCUUCCGUCCCGGGACCUCUCUUCUGUCCCCUCCAGGAUGUUCGAGCUCCACUGCUCCCUCCCGAUGGAGAAGGACCUCCGGGUGAUGCUGUACGACCACGACAUGCUGCGCAAGGACGAGAAGAUCGGAGAGACGCUGAUCGACCUGGAGAACCGCUUCCUGUCCCGGCACGGCGCCGCCUGCGGCCUCCCGCAGUCCUACAGCGUGUCUGAUGUAAAGUGUAUUUGUGUGAGUAAUUUCUCCUCCCAGUCCGCCCAGUGUCCCGGCCUUCACCCUCCAUCUGUGUGUGUGUCAGUAGAGGACAAGAACGUGUCCAAACGGCACCUGGGUCCACUGAAGGAGCGGCUGUCCCUCCUCAUCUUGAGGAAGCUGGGAUUUGUCCCGGAGCACGUGGAGACCAGAGUCCUGUACAGCCCCCUCCAGCCCGACAUGGAGCAGGGGCGGCUGAUGAUGUGGGUGGACCUGUUCCCCGGAUCGCAGGGACCCCCGGGACCCCCGUUCAACGUCACGCCGCGCAAGGCUAAGAAGUUCUUCCUGCGCUGCAUCAUCUGGAACACCAGCGACGUCCUCCUGGACGACGUCAGCGUGAGCGGCGAGAGGAUGAGCGACAUCUACGUCAAGAGGAACAAACUUCUCACUUCUCGUUUUCAUGUUGUUUCGAAGCAGAUCUUCACGCCCGCCGAAUGUGCCCCCCCCCACCCACAGGUCACCUGACGAUGGACCUGAACCGCAUGCCGCGUCCGUCCAAGUCGGCGGAGAAGUGCGACCUGCGGCUGCUGGAGCACCCGGCCGGGCCGCCGGUGUCUCUGUUCGAGCAGAAGACGGUGAAAGGCUGGUGGCCCUGCGCCUGCGAGCAGAACGGACAGAAGAUCGUGGCGGGGAAGGUGGAGAUGUCUCUGGAGAUCGUGACGGAGCAGGAGCACGAGGAGAGGCCCGCCGGCGUCGGCAGAGACGAACCCAACAUGAACCCUCACCUGGAGGAGCCUCAGCGUCCAGAGACCUCCUUCCUGUGGUUCUCCUCCCCCUAUAAGACGCUCAGGUUCAUCCUGUGGAGGCGCUUCAAGUGCUACAUCCUCAUCGGCAUCGUUCUCUUCCUCCUCCUCCUCUUCCUCGGCGUCUUCCUCUACUCCUUCCCGAACUACGCCGCCAUGAGGAUGGUGGCGCCUUUUGGGCCAGCGAAGGCUGCACAGUGAUGAAGGUGAUGAUGAUGAUGAAGGUGAUGAUGGAGCGACGAGGAAAGUGGAGAGAAAAGAGAGACGAGCUAAAGAACAACGUCCAGUUAUAAAUCGGGCUAAACUGAUUUAUUCUCCUUCCUUUUCUUUGAAUGGAUUCUGUGAUCUUGUUGGAGUUGUGAGUAAACUUCAGUGCUUCAUCUGUGUGUGUGUGUGUGUGUGUGUGUGUGUGUGUGUGUGUGUGUGUCUUCGCUGACCCUCCUCACUGUACUGGAUGCAUCCUCGGCAUGUUUUAGCUCUCUAAAAGUCUUUGUGAAGAACCUGCAUGAACGAUCGUCUUUGCGGCCCUGUGUGCUGCCUUCAGGUGCAGUCAGAACGCAGAGAUGUCUUUCCCAUUUCUCUCCUUUCUCCUUCCUUCCUUUUUUGUCCUCCCUCUCUGUCUCCCUCCUUAUUCCCUCUGCGUCUCCUUAACUUCCUCUUUUCGCCUUUAGAGGAUGUUCUUCGGUUAUUUCCCCCCUUCUUGGUUUCAUGUCGGGAUGCCUGAACAUUAUUAUUACAUAUAUUAUAUUAUGUAUUUAAAAGAGCUUUACUUCCCGUACGUCCUGCUGAUGUAAAUCAACGAUCAUUGAACAACUUGAUUUGACAAUCGUGCCCUCGCCUGCCCUUUUUUGGUAAAAGAAGCUGUGUUUUCCCGAUGUGAUCCCUGUCAGUGAAUGCACCGGGCCUUCAGCCUCCCGCUUUGUUGCCUUUACAUCCGGUAACACUAACCCAGUUUAUCUUGACGUAGUUUGUGCUGGUUGCUGCCUUUACGAAGCCUGUCGCCGUCUCAGUGAAGUUUGACUUGUGGAAAUGUCUCUUUAAAGGAAUAGUUUGACAUUUAGACCAAAUGUCCAUCCCACUGAGCUCCUCUUAGCUUAGCUUAGCAUAAAGCCUGGAAACGGGUGGAAACAGUUCGCUCGACUCUGUCCAGAAGUAAAGAGUUCACUAAUUAACCAAAGGGCCGUUUUAAACAUAUUUAUCAAACAAUGUUAAAUGUGCAUUACUGAACUGGGGGGGUUGCUUGGUUAUUUGAUGCCUCUGGACAGGAGAGGAAUAUUUCACAAAAUAUCAGAGAGAGAAUGUAUUCACUCAUUGUAUUCACUAAGAGAAGUCUCCAGAGUUAUGUUUCAUAUGCUCAAAGGGCAUGUUUACUAAUCGCUAAAAACUUGCAUUUGGAACUAUAAAACCAGAAAGUGCAAACAAAUUGGUUUUAAAUCCAAUGCGCCGUGUCAAACUCUGUUGUCACUGUAAAAGGAAGUUGAACAUGACUGACAGUAUUGAUAUUUGAAUGUAUUUUAGGAGAAACAGACCAUGUAUUUGAACUCAUAUCUACAAUAAGCAAUACUCUGCACUGCAUUAUGUCAAUAUUAUCAAUAAAACUGCAAUUCUGAAGUGUUUUAUUCCA
This is a messenger RNA of Gasterosteus aculeatus aculeatus (three-spined stickleback), 7850 nucleotides long. The record is from RefSeq and is a predicted model, not a curated record. Lineage: Eukaryota; Metazoa; Chordata; Actinopteri; Perciformes; Gasterosteidae.